Molecule: messenger RNA, 2598 nt
Organism: Cylas formicarius (sweet potato weevil)
Lineage: Eukaryota; Metazoa; Arthropoda; Insecta; Coleoptera; Brentidae
Gene: Exo70
Product: exocyst complex component 7
Exons: 12
Coding region: 206-2194 (662 amino acids)
Biological process (GO): exocytosis
Cellular component (GO): exocyst
Molecular function (GO): phosphatidylinositol-4,5-bisphosphate binding
Source: RefSeq, a predicted model, not a curated record
UUACUUCCUAACGUUUCGCUAGCACGAGUGGCGAGCUUCUUCAGAGGUCCUUCCAUCUCCGAUGUUGGACGUAGACGUUAAACCUGAAUGAAUAUAAUAGCUUAAAAGAAGAAGAUGUCAAAUUAAGAAGAUUUAGAGUCAUUCAAGAGAUGUUAAUGUUCAAAUAGAUUUAUAUAUAUUUUUUAAUCCAAACGCUUGUUUAAAAAUGAAUUUAAACGAAGAUCGAGAACACGAAAUCACAAACAAAUUGGAAAAAGAACAGGCAAAUUUGUCCUUGUUACAAGAGAGGCUACUGAAAAGCGGGCAGAUUACGAAAAGCAUUGGAAAUAUUCUAAAUACGUUCGAACAAAGAUUAUCCCGACUAGAAGAGACUAUUGUCCCGGUGUACAAUGAAACUGAAAGUCUUCAGAAGGCUCAGUACAAUAUUGAUAGGACUUUGCAGUUGCUGGACAAUGUCGUUAGUUAUUAUGAAGUGUCCAGUGAAGUGGAACAUAUAAUAGAAAGGGGGCCAGGUGAAGGACACGCCGAGUUGGACACUUAUAUCGAAGCCUUAAAUCGAUUAGAUAAUGCACAGAAAUAUUUCGAAAAAAAUAUUCCCCAAAGCGUUGAGCUUAUCAAUGUGUCAUCUUUUUUUCAUAAAGGCAGCGACAGGCUGAAUGCUGAGUUUAAAAUAAUAUUGGAUAAGUACAAUACACCACUUUUACCAGUGGUUCUAUUAGAAUUAAUUAGUUUCGAAGAACCCAAAGAAUGCAAGGUUUACCCCAAGCAAAUCCCAGUAGAAGCCAAAGACCAGCUGGUUAAAAUAUCCUCGUGGUUGCUGAGUCAUAAUCGGGACGAAUUUUUGACGGUUUAUGGCAAAAUUCGAGGCGGCGUGCUGCAAAGGUCUUUAACGAUGCUCAGAAAUCACCAAAAGUCCGUUAGCGGUGGCAGCGUGCACGGCACUUCAGGUUCCCCCAUGCUGAAACCGAAAUUUCAGAACAGGCACGAAGCCAAACGUCAGCCUUCCACGAGGAGGCUUCAGGCAUUCGAAAGGAAAGCAAACAGGAUGUUCCUGAAAGCUUCGCAGACUUUGGAGCAUUCCACCGGUCUUACUCUGGGCAGCAGACGAGCUUCGCAUCUAGAUACCUCGUAUACCGGUGAAGAGGUAGACAACGAACAAGAAAUGGAAAACUAUCUAGUGUGCGUUAUCGCUUUGCAUAAACUGAUGCAGAUCGAGCAACAUUUACUAAAAGAAAUUAUAACUCCAGCCCAUCGGCCCAGAGUGUUUGAGCUCGUCGUUCGCGAUGCUAUGGACACCAUAGUUCAGGACGGUGAGAAUAUCGUGGCACGAGCUAAAAAAUGCAUUCAAAGGCACGACUUCGGUACCGUCCUGGUUAUCUUCCCCAUAUUUAAGCAAUUGCGAGCGCUCAAACCCGAUUUCGAUAGAACUAUAGAACAAUGCGACCCCAACGUCAAACUAAAGUUCGAGUCCAUUUUACAGAUGCUCCAUUCGACUGGAUCGAAAGCUUUGGAAGACUUCAUAGAGAGUCUCAGGUCGGAUUCUGUGACGCAAUUGCCGCCAGAUGGCACUGUGCACGAACUAACGAGCAAUGUGAUUAUGUUCCUGGAACAGCUGCUCGAUUAUAUAGAUACUAUUGGUAUAGUUUUGUUGCAGGAUCCCAAUUACUCGAAACAACUUGAAAAACUCAAGUAUUCUGAUCAAAAUAAAGCCCUGCUGGGCCUCUAUAUUAAAAAGGUAUUGGUCCAGUUGAACCACACGUUGAUCAGUAAAAGCGAGCAAUACAAUGACGGCGCCCUAAAAGCCCUUUUCAGAUUGAACAACAACAAUUAUGUCUUGAAGUCUUUACAAAGGAGCAGCCUGCUAGAGCUGUACCUAAUUUCCGAGCCCAAAUGCGAGGAGUACUACUACAGUUCCAUACAGGACCACAAAAAAGCGUAUUCUCAGAGCUGGAACAAGCUCUUGGGUUACAUAGACUCGGACGAUCCCUAUUUUCACGGGGACAAAUUGAAAGACAAGGACCGUGCCGCGAUAAAGGAUAAAUUCGCCGGUUUUAACAGAGAAUUCGAAGAGAUAUCCAAAGUUCAAAGGGGCUACUCCGUCCCGGACGUUGAACUUCGGGAAAGCAUCAAGCGGGACAAUAAGGAGCUGAUCAUUCCAAAAUACGACGCUUUCUAUAAUAGGGGGUGGAGGUAACAAACUGAAUCAAUAAACCUAACCAUAUAACUACUAGACAUAUAGAAGCCCAGCCUAUGCUGACAGUACAGUUUUUAACCAAUGACAGCUCUAAUUUCAAAUUCUGCCCCACAAGAACAACAUGGCCGCGGACAGGUCGUCAAUAAGUUUGGAUGCGGAAUUGUAUAUUCCCAAAAUAUGUCGAAACGCUAUUAAAUUGUCAGGCAAAAAAGAAGCGAAGAUCUGGAAAAAGUUGUUUAAAAAAUUAGCGACAAAUGCAGCAAUGUAGAUACUAUUUUUACCGAAUUUUUUUCAUAUAAGCUAUUUUUUCGGAAUCUGCAAAUUUUUAAAUCUUAUGCCAAUGACAGAAAAAACAAACGACGAUCACAAGUUGUCAAAAUAACAUUUUUUUUUAAUGGAAUGCC